GCAGACUGAGGUGUGGAUGAGAGGGCGGUGAAGGUCUGAACACGUCUAUCGAGUCGUACUGCUCAAGUGCAAGGCACAAGUCAUAGGCAUCAAAUCAAAGUCAAGUUGCAAGGAUUUUCUUUUUACCAAGUCAAGUCUCAAGUUACAAAAAUGUGACUCGAGUCCACAUCUCUGCUUCGUAGGGUCUGACUUGUCAGGUUUUACAAUCUUUGUAGGGUAAGACUUAUCAAGGUUUACCAUGUGUGGCGUAUUUUGUUCCAUGAAGUAAGCUGUCUCUGUCACCCGGGGACUUGUGGUGGUACAACUUCACUGCAUCUCUCCUCUGCAGUAGACACGCCCCGCCCAGUCUGUCAGAGAUAGAGAGAGGGAUGAAGAGAGAGUAGAGAGAGACAGAUCUCAGGUACAGUCGCGCACCGCAGAGGACAGAAAGAGAGGUAUUUUUGCAGCCUACAUCCCAGAGCGAGGCUGCAGUAGAGAUAAGGAUUGAGCUGACGUAUUACCGACAGACAGAGACGGAAAGAAACAGGAAAAUGAACCGGUUCGUGUCGUUGGUGUUGCUGGGGACCCUGGCGGCCCUGUCCGUUACCGGGCCCAUUAGCGCAGCUGAGGAAGGGGAGAUUUCAUUCGAGUACCACCGGUACGAGGAGCUGCGAAAGGCGCUUGUGUCGGUAUGGCUCCAGUGUCCGUCCAUCACGCGCAUCUACACAGUGGGGGAGAGCUUCGAAGGCCGAGAGCUGCUGGUGUUGGAGAUGUCUGACAACCCUGGGACGCACGAGCCUGGUGAGCCGGAGUUUAAAUACAUUGGCAACAUGCAUGGCAAUGAGGCAGUAGGACGGGAACUCAUUGUCUACCUGGCACAGUACCUCUGUAACCAGUACCAACAGGGAAAUGAGUCGAUCAUCGAGCUGAUCCACACCACACGUAUUCACCUGAUGCCGUCAAUGAACCCUGACGGCUUUGAGAAGGCUGCCUCUCAGUCAGGGGAGCUGAAGGACUGGUUUGUAGGUCGCAGUAACGCCCAGGGCAUCGACCUGAACAGGAACUUCCCUGACCUUGACCGUAUCGUCUAUGGCAACGAGAAAGAGGGUGGAGCCAAUCACCACCUGCUAAACAACAUGAAGAAGGCUGUGGAUGAAAAUCCCAAGCUAGCCCCAGAGACCAAGGCUGUGAUUGGCUGGAUCAUGGACAUCCCUUUCGUCCUGUCAGCUAAUCUGCAUGGAGGAGAUGUGGUAGCCAACUACCCCUAUGAUGAGACUCGCAGUGGCUCCACCCAUGAGUACAGUGCGAGUCCUGAUGACGUGACCUUUAAGUCCCUGGCGAAAGCCUACUCCCAGUUCAACCCUGUGAUGUCCGACGCGCAGCGCGCCCCCUGUAGGAAGAAUGAUGAUGACACAAGUUUCACUGACGGCAUCACUAAUGGAGGGGCCUGGUACAGCGUGCCCGGAGGCAUGCAGGAUUUUAACUACCUCAGCAGCAACUGUUUUGAGAUAACUCUGGAGUUGAGCUGUGACAAGUUUCCCCCUGAAGACACCUUGAAGACUUACUGGGAAGAGAACCGGAACUCCCUGGUCAACUACAUAGAUCAGGUGCAUCGUGGUGUAAAGGGUUUUGUGCGUGACCUUCAAGGCGGAGCCAUCUUUAAUGCCUCCAUCUCAGUUGAGGGCAUUGAUCAUGACAUCACUACAGCUAAGGACGGGGACUACUGGCGUCUCCUGGCGGCUGGGAAUUACAAGGUGUCUGCUUCCGCUCCUGGUUACCUGACUGUUGUCAAGAAGGUGGCUGUACCCUAUAGCCCUGCUGUCAGGGUGGACUUUGAGCUGGAGUCCUUGGUGGAGAGGAAGGAGGAGGAGAAGGAGGAGUUAAUGGACUGGUGGAAGAUGAUGUCAGAGACACUCAACUUCUGAAGACUGAUCGGUCCAUGAGGCCACUGGCACAUCCAUGAUUGGUUGACGGGUUGAUUGGCUCUUGUGUCCAGAAAUGGGUGUAAUUCCUGCCCACAUACAUUUUAUUCAUUUUAUUUGUCUGUCUUUAAUCUGCUUUAAUGGUUCUUGUCAUGGGUUACCCCAUUCUCUACCUGGAGAUACACAACCAUCUCCAGGAGGUUUGUGAUUGGUGAAGGGCAGCGGCAUCAUUGUUUGUCACUUCCUGUUGUGUUCUUUAUCGUCAUGUCCCCAGUAACCACAGUAACAGACAUCUCAAUAGCCAAUGACUAAGUAUUUAAUUAUGUAAAUUGAGACGAUGAAUAUUCACUCGUCAAAAUAACGUUUUAUGUUCUUAUUGUUUCUUUUACUUCUUGCUCUAACACACACACAUAAACAACGCACAAACACACACACACACACACACUACUUUUACACACUAGUUACUCUCACAUUUAUAAUCAGAAAACACAGAGGCUUGUAUCAUGUACAUUCUAUGCUGUAAAAAAAUUUAUUAACUGAAUGCAUCACAAACUGCAUUUUAUCACUAGAAUAAUGAUAUGAUAUCAUAUAUAUCUAUAUAUAUUUACUGUCCUUAUAAAUUAUACUUAGGUGGGUAAAGGGUGAGUGUGGGUUUUCUAAAUAACACAGACCAAGUCCACAUACCUGCAUAUCUCUCCCUUCUCGGUAGGAAUACCUUGCUGGAGCCCAUCUGUCAACCUUCCCUGAUGAUUGAUGGUUUGAGGAAUGUAAAGUUGUUGCAGUUGUAAUAACCUGUUAAUGAUGAAUAAUAAAACACCAAAUCAUGUU
This is a messenger RNA of Esox lucius (northern pike), 2729 nucleotides long. It is a transcript of the gene cpe, whose product is annotated as carboxypeptidase E. Gene Ontology annotation, biological process: proteolysis. The coding region runs from base 531 to 1904 and encodes 457 amino acids. The transcript is spliced from 10 exons. The record is from RefSeq and is a predicted model, not a curated record. NCBI's taxonomy places the organism in Eukaryota, Metazoa, Chordata, Actinopteri, Esociformes, Esocidae. Gene Ontology annotation, molecular function: metallocarboxypeptidase activity; zinc ion binding.